Mycotypha africana is the source of this 2208-nucleotide messenger RNA. RefSeq lists its product as uncharacterized. The annotation marks the transcript as partial. NCBI's taxonomy places the organism in Eukaryota, Fungi, Mucoromycota, Mucoromycetes, Mucorales, Mycotyphaceae. The transcript has a single exon. The record is from RefSeq and is a predicted model, not a curated record.
AAAAAAUGGAAAAUAAACAGCAACAGAAACAUAAGAGCACCCUCAUUACCUGAUGACCAUUUUUUCAUCGAUGGCAAUGCUUUCGUUUAUAACAUAGCAUUUAGGAACCGAACUCAUUGGACUCACGGUGGUCAGUAUGCAACACUGGCCGAUGUCGUUACAAAAAUCGUUCACAGGCUUCAGAAAGCGCAUAUACAGCUUACAUUUUUGUUUGAUGGGGCAUUGCCGUCCGAUAAGAUCGAGACGAGGAUCAAGCGUCAUCGAUCUUACAUUGAACGUUGUGCAUCCACUUACUACAAUUUAAAGCAGAUCAACACAUCGAAUAAGAAUAGUACAAACGUAAGCGUCAAUCAGCAUUCAUUUAACGAUUACAGCGAUAUGGAUGGAAUACAUUAUCAUGGCGAUCUUUACUUGAUACCGCCAUUAACUUUGGAAGUUGUGAUACAAACAUUGAGAGUAUUAGAUGCCGUAGAAGUAAAAAUAUGCAAAGCUGAAGCAGAUGGUGAAGUUGUGGCGAUGGCAGUAGAAGCUUCGAAAAAACAAAAUGCUUAUGUUAUAUCACAAGAUUCGGAUAUGUUUGUUUAUCCGCUUGUUGGGUCGGGUUAUAUUCCUUUGGACAUGCUCAACAUACCGUUGGAUCAAGAUGUUGAUGAUCAGUUUAUCUCAGCCAGAGUCUUUCAAGCAAAAAAGCUUGCUAACCUACUCAAUUUGAAGCACACUUACCUGCUACCACUAUUUGCCACUUUGAUGGGAAACGAUUAUUUGGAUAUGAAUUUAAUUAAAUUUCCAAUCACGCAGUGGUACCAUGACAAAGGGCUGCAACAUGUAACGCAAUGCCUCGGUAGCUGGCCAAAAGUAAUAGCAGAAUUCAUUAACAGAAUUUUGAAAUUAUGUGAUCAGCAAAGAGAAGAACUUGACCUAAUUAGACGCAUAGUCGAUGAAUUAAAACCUAUCAUUUCAAGAAGUAACAUGAAAGCAAGGGAAGAAUUUGCGGAAAGUUUUGAAGAUCGGUUACUUAGAUCAAUCAGCCAGUAUGAUGCACAAAGCCCCUUUCUUAGCGAUUCAGUAAAACGAUCAAAUAGUGGUAAUGAAAUCGCGGAUUUGAACGAGAUCAUCACGAAAUACCUAAACGAUCACAAGAACUAUGUCAGCAGACAUUUAUUAGACAUAAUUGGCAGUAGAACAUUCUGGUGUAGUAUUUUCCUUGAAGAUGUGGAAAAGGAGUCUGUUUGGAAAAUAAGUAAUACAUUAAGAGAAGCCAUUUAUCGUACAGUUAACGAACGGUUUUUCAACAACUCGAAGGACUUUAUUGUUAAUGAAUACAUUCGUGUGAAGCAGCAUUUGGAGAUGUUUGAAAUAGAAGUAACAAACGAUUGUAUAGCGGCAACUGAUUCUAAGGAAAUACUUUGUCAUUUACAUAAAACCCACGUUGAUCACUUAAAACCGUUCGAUGCUGUAUUACAUCCUCUUAUUCUUUGUUUACGAUAUAUGGUUCACCACUAUCCUUUUUCACCUUUCUCAUCUUCAACUUCAACUGAAACACGCGAAAGAAUGACAGAUUACGAAGUUGUAGGCGUUGUUAUUGCAACUUUAAAAUCACUUGGACCUUUACUUGCAGGAUUUUCAAUAACCAAUCCAUCUCUAUCGAGAGUGCCCUCUUUGAAAAAACGAUACAUUCACCUCGCCUCUCAAUUUCAAACCAUCAUUUACUCUUCGUACCUUCUCUCACUCGUCCUUGAAAUUCCGGGUUACUUACAACAUUCCCAUGUCCUCAGUCACAUGUAUAACGGUCUCUACUUCCAUCACUAUAUAGAAAUGGCUAAAGGAGGAGCCAGUAUUGCUAAGAUGCUCGAUAUCAGUAUUGGUGAUUCAUCCUUGACGACGGCUGCCAUCAGUGCUGAUUUUGCUAAUUUGUUUGGUUCUGUCUACAAAGCAGUAACUGAUGGAUUAGAAAACGACAUCGAAGCAACUUUCGAAUACAACUUGACAAAGACUAUCCAAAAUACAUGGAUCAUACCCAGUCAAAAACCAAAGAGAUUGAACCCUUCAUUGUUGCCCUCGAAAAGCAAAAGUAAUAACGGUAUAUAUGACUCCUACAACUUAACCACGAAGAAGAAGAAAAAAACUUCAAACAGCUCUGUAAAUAAUAAUGGUAGGAAUGUGAAUGCAUUUAAUGUACUAAGUUUCGGAUGUAAUUUUGAUGAUUAG